Gadus macrocephalus (Pacific cod) is the source of this 946-nucleotide messenger RNA. RefSeq names its product probable thiopurine S-methyltransferase. The coding region runs from base 62 to 763 and encodes 233 amino acids. Gene Ontology annotation, molecular function: thiopurine S-methyltransferase activity. The transcript has 8 exons. The record is from RefSeq and is a predicted model, not a curated record. Lineage: Eukaryota; Metazoa; Chordata; Actinopteri; Gadiformes; Gadidae.
CCUUCUCUCCCUGUUCUCCUUCUCUCCCUGUUCUCCUCCUCCUCUCCUGGUUCCCUGCAGGAUGCUGGCGGUGCAGGCGGACCGGGUCGUGUCUCUGGCCGAGUGGGAGGAGCGGUGGCAACAGAACCGAAUCGGCUUCCACCGGCCCCACGUAAACAAGUUGCUGGAGCGCAACAUUAAGCAGGUGGUCAACGGGCGUACUGGAGUUCGAUUCUUCUUCCCGCUGUGUGGGAAAGCUGUCGAUAUGAAGUGGUUGGCUGACAUGGGCCAUUCUGUGGUGGGGGUGGAGAUAGCCGAGAAGGCCAUCCUGCAGUUUUAUGAAGAUAAUAACAUGAGCUAUGCUGUGGAGCCCGUCCCCUCCAUACCCGGAGCAAAGGUUUACAAGAAUGUUGAGAAAAGCAUUUCGAUCUACCAUUGUGACCUGUACAAAUUCAACAGUUGUGUUGAGGGCCAGUUUGGAGCCAUUUGGGACCGUGGGUCCCUUGUGGCCAUUAACCCCGAAGACAGAGAAAAGUACGCCUCACUCCUUCUGUCUCUGAUGGCCGAAGACUGCAGAUAUCUGUUGUCCACGCUACUCUAUAACCCUGAGCAACACAAAGGUCCUCCGUUCCUGGUCCCCAACGAGCAGAUCCUCGCUCUGUUUGGAAGCAGCUGUGAAGUCCAGCUGUUGGAUUCAGUGGAUGCCCUGGACCAGAGAUGGAGGGAGGCUGGCUUGGAUUUCAUGACUGAAAACACCCAUCUUAUCGCCCUUAAAAUCGAUUAAAAAGGAUUGAAUGUGUUCUUCAUUGAGAUGUAUAUUUCUCUCUUCAUGAUUUGCUUAAUUUUAUCUGCCUAUAUUCAUUAAUGUUUUGGACAAAGCGGUGGAUAGAUGUUUUCAUCAUCUUUUCCUUUACAGGAAAAUAAUUGCAUUUUGUGUGAGAACUGAAUAAAAUGCUUUAGUAACAAA